CCCUGUGGGACUCUUCUCAUGACGUACCAGCCCGGAUCAAAUCUGAUUGUGUUCCCAUUUGAUGAGAAAUAUUCAGAUAUAUAAAACGAGGCGAGGGGAGAGGCCGGUCAGAAGAGACGUCAGCCGCUGGAAAAGAGCCGAGGAGGAUUCUUCACACAAGUUUGGAAGCUAUUUUGACUUUGCAGGGUUUCAGCACCGCGGACAGCCCUCCUCUUCACAGAGCAAACCCAGCACAUGUUUAAAGCGAUGUUACAGAGGAACGGCUCUCAGCUUCUUCUCCUCAUAGCCCUGUGUAGCAUCUUCUACUCGCGGACUUUAAGUUUACCCUAUUCCUCAAUGAGAGCCGCGCGACACGCGGACGGCUUGUUCACCAGUGGAUACAGUAAACUGCUGGGUCAGCUGUCCGCCAGGCGCUACCUGGAGUCGCUGAUCGGGAAGAGAGUCAGCAAUGAUCUGAUGGAAGACCAGAUGCCAGUGAAGCGCCAUUCAGAUGCAAUAUUCACAGAUAAUUACAGUCGCUUCCGCAAACAAAUGGCCGUGAAGAAGUAUCUGAACUCCGUCUUAACAGGAAAGAGAAGUCUAGAAGACCCUCCAAGUGAACAGGAAGAAUCAACCGGAGGAGAGACCACCUAUCGGGAGAGCUAUGAUGACAUCACUGUAAACGAGCUCCUAAAUCAUAUACCAUUGCCACUCUGAGGAUGACCGACCGUCUGAUAAGAGAACACAAUUACCAGUGACGGUCAUAGACAUUCCAUAUACAGAGUAUAGAAAUGGAUCAGCAUUUAAUUCAAACAAUGUGUCUCAACAUAACAAAAAUAAAUGAGAUGUGAUAACCUAUAAAGUAAAUGUUUACGUUGUAUAUAGCAAGUACUGUUUAAUGAGAGAUGCUGGCCUCACAGUAUAUACGUAGAUACAGUCUUGGGCAAAUGUUUGGGCUCCUCUAAAUAUGCCUUCGCUCCACAUUUCUGCACAUUUUAAAGUGCUGUUUGUUAGCUUAAUUUAACAUAUUUGGUGUACAAUAAAUAAAUGUGAAAUGGGGUAUGUAACAAAAAUGAAGGCACAUUUACCAUGUUACAUUUGAUUCUUUCCAGUAUAUUAAAUUUGGCGAAUAAGUAUAAUCUGUUGUGUUAGAAAUAGUUGAAAAAAUGCCAUAUAUAAGUCAUGUCAUGUUAUUGCACCUGGGGUGCCCAAAUCUGCCCAAAAAUGUAUGUAUAUAGAGUUUUGCCCU
This is a messenger RNA of Astyanax mexicanus (Mexican tetra), 1228 nucleotides long. RefSeq names its product vasoactive intestinal peptide (gene vip). NCBI's taxonomy places the organism in Eukaryota, Metazoa, Chordata, Actinopteri, Characiformes, Acestrorhamphidae. Gene Ontology annotation, biological process: positive regulation of epinephrine secretion; positive regulation of penile erection; positive regulation of endothelial cell proliferation. The record is from RefSeq and is a predicted model, not a curated record. The transcript has 6 exons. Gene Ontology annotation, molecular function: neuropeptide hormone activity; peptide hormone receptor binding. Gene Ontology annotation, cellular component: neuron projection; extracellular region; perikaryon. The coding region runs from base 235 to 696 and encodes 153 amino acids.